Messenger RNA from Rhinocladiella mackenziei CBS 650.93, 1209 nucleotides. RefSeq lists its product as uncharacterized. Gene Ontology annotation, biological process: phosphatidic acid biosynthetic process. Gene Ontology annotation, molecular function: ATP-dependent diacylglycerol kinase activity. Gene Ontology annotation, cellular component: endoplasmic reticulum membrane. The record is from RefSeq and is a predicted model, not a curated record. Bases 1 to 1209 code for a protein of 402 amino acids. The transcript has a single exon. Lineage: Eukaryota; Fungi; Ascomycota; Eurotiomycetes; Chaetothyriales; Herpotrichiellaceae.
AUGUCCUAUCCUCACCCUAUUCCAGCGACUCCGCGAGUCAUCUCGCCCUCCCCAACCCCAUCCGAAGCCUCCGAACCUCAAGACUCCUAUUUCGCACCAGUCACACGAUCUGCUGCAAAAGCCCAACGACAACGAUCCCCUCAACCGGAGCCCAUCCAUGAAGAAAAAGAUGGCUCCGGAUCCGAUUCUAGUGUCGAGAAGCGGGCCAGAGCGAGGUCAAGAAGUCCUAUAUUGACUGCGACCUCUCAGAUGAAUGGGACCGUACGUGCAAGUGCCGGCAAGAGACGACGCUUGAGUGGCCUCACUCCCAAAACGCCCGUCUCGAAAUCUGAGCCUUUAACAAACGGAAUUGUGCCAUUCCCUCAAUCGAACGGGCACUUGUCACCGUACGACCGAGUGAAAAAAUCCUGGCGAGAGUUCUCUCGUUCCCCCUCACCAUUGGGCCUAAUCCCUCUGCAUCGGCACUAUCGAACUCUCAUACACAAACAUGAAAUUCCACGGAAACUGCUUCACGUGUCAAUUGGCUUUUUCACCCUCCGCUUCUAUGUAAAUGGCAUGCAACCUUGGGCCAUUACACCUUGGCUGCUCGGUGCUCUGUCGAUCAUUGCACCCACGGACGUCUUACGACACCACUCCGACCGCUUCAACAGAUUCUAUAUCAAGGUCUUGGGCGCCCUGAUGCGCGAAACCGAGGUCAACGGCUACAACGGCGUGAUCUGGUACCUGGUGGGAGCUUACAUUGCAUUGAGAUUCUACCCCAAGGACAUCGGCGUAAUGUCUAUCCUUCUAUUAUCCUGGUGUGACACCGCUGCAAGCACGUUUGGAAGACUGUAUGGACGCUAUACAAUCCGACUUCGCCGUGGAAAAUCACUCGCCGGUUCUCUGGCCGCAUUCGCCACGGGGGUUUUUGUCGCCGCUUUUUUUUGGGGUUAUCUCGUGCCACGAACUGGUCCGUCUCCAGACGACCCGAUUGACGGCUUCAUGUUCCAGAACCGCCUGUCUCUACCCUCCAGGGCAAAAGAGCUGCUGGGAUGGCAACCCAAUGAAGGCGUCAUCGUGGGCACGACCGCGCUUGCAGUCAUGAGUUUCUGCACCGGUCUCAUCGCCAGUGUCUCGGAAUUUAUAGAUCUCUGGGGUUGGGAUGAUAAUUUGACGAUUCCCGUCUUGAGUAGUACGGGUUUAUGGGCUUUUUUGAAGAUUUUUGGAUGA